Molecule: messenger RNA, 762 nt
Organism: Talaromyces rugulosus
Lineage: Eukaryota; Fungi; Ascomycota; Eurotiomycetes; Eurotiales; Trichocomaceae
Exons: 2
Coding region: 1-762 (253 amino acids)
Source: RefSeq, a predicted model, not a curated record
AUGUUUGCUAAAGCUGCCGUUGCCAUUACUGCCCUCGCUGGCAUUGCCUACGCUCAGACUGGCGAGACCGUCACCACCGGUCAGGCUGUCACUGCAGUCAACGCCGACGACGGUAUUGGCGCCGGUACCGAUGCCUACACCAUGUACAGUGGUGACGGUUCUGCCGGCGCUGGCUGGCCCGAUGUCACUGCCUGGGUUUCCUACUCUGACAUGCUUACUGCCAACAUCCCUCUCAUGCAACAGUCCUGCGCCAACUUGGGAUACGGAGACAACGACUCGGAUGACGAGAUCACGGCCAUCACCGAUGCCAUUGACGAGGUCGCCACUGCCACCUUUGUCGACCACCGCUUCAUCCUCGCUGUGAUCAUGCAAGAAUCCAAGGGCUGUGUCCGCGCCAUCACCUCCAACUACGGUGUCUCCAACCCCGGUCUGAUGCAAGACCACGCCGGUGCAUCGACUUGCAACCCCGGAAGCGAGGGAUCUGCCCAGGCUAUCUCUCCUUGCCCCGCUGACCAGAUCUCCGGUAUGAUCUCCGACGGUACCGCCGGUACUGACGCUGGUGAGGGUCUCGCUGGCUGCCUCAACACUGCCCAGGGCUCUGGCGCCCAGGCCUUCUACCAGGCUGCCCGUAUCUACAACUCCGGCAGCGUCGACGCCUCUGGUGACCUUGGUGCUGGUAUUGCUACUCACUGCUACUCCUCUGACAUUGCCAACCGUCUUACCGGCUGGGUCAGCGCCACCACCGCUUGCACCCUGGACUAA